GGGUACAGAUGUAGGAAGUUCACUGUGCACAAACUGCUCUGUGCUACUGCGAGUGUACUGUUGACAUUUUUCUGAAAUGGGAUGGGAAUUGUGGAAUUAUAGAAUAUCUUGCGCCAGCCAUUCAAAGUGCGAUUAAUAGCAAUGCUUUGUCAUCAAACGCAUCUUGUUUAAAGGGAGGAACGCAUACUUCUACCACUUCUAUUGUAAAGGUGCUGAGCUCGGCAUGAAAGAUGCUGCUCUCCCUGGGGAUGCAGAUCCACACCAUCUUCAUCAUGCAGCUCUUCGUCUUCCUCCACCUACUGCCCGUGGAGGCUGACAUCUCCGCAUACUCGUUUGACAACCGAACGGAGAACUUUGCGGACCUGCCGGCGAGGUUUGGGUUCAGGCUGCCCAGCGAGGGGCUAAAGGGCCUCCUGAUUGGCGCCAGGCCCGAAAACGGGUGCGAGCCCAUGGACCCGCCCCCUCCCCCACGGGACAACGUGACCGGGACCUUCAUCGUGCUCAUCAGGCGGUACGACUGCACCUUCGAUGUGAAGGUCCUGAACGCCCAGAAGGCUGGUUACAAGGGGGCGAUUGUCCACAACGUGAACUGCAGUGAUUUGAUCAGCAUGGAAUCCAACGACUCGGAUGUUUUGAAACAAAUACACAUUCCUUCGGUUUUCGUGGGUGAAGACACGGCAAACGCCCUCAAGGAAGAGUACACGUAUGAGAAAGGAGGUCACGUGAUCCUCAUGCCAGACUUCAGUCUGCCCAUCGAAUAUUACCUCAUCCCCUUCCUCGUCAUCGUGGGCAUCUGCCUCAUCCUCAUCUUCGUUUUCAUGAUCACCAAGUUUGUGCAGGACAGACGCAGGACCCGGAGGAGCCGCCUUCGCAAGGACCAGCUCAAGAAGCUGCCCGUUCACAAGUUCAGGAAAGGGGACGCCUAUGACGUGUGCGCCAUUUGCCUGGACGAGUACGAGGAGGGGGAGAAGCUGCGGGUGCUGCCCUGCUCACAUGCCUACCACUGUAAGUGCGUGGACCCCUGGCUGACCAAGACCAGGAAGACGUGCCCGGUGUGCAAGCAGAAGGUGGUGCCGUCGCGGGACGACUCCGGCUCCGAUUCGGACGAGGCGGAGAGCAGCCGCGGGGAGGAGAACGAGGAGGCGUCGGAGAGCACGCCGCUCCUGCGCUCCCCGGCCUCCUCCGGCCCCGCCCGCUCCUUCGGCGUCGCCGCCGGGUCCCCGUCCCGCCGCGGCUGGGACGCCGAGGCCUCUGGGUACGAGGGCGAGGAGACGGACAGCGGCAGCGAGGACGACGAUGACGCCGGCGGCGGGGAGGGGGGCGGGGACGGCGUCGCCGUGGAGACGGUGGUGGUGGUGCAGCUGCAGCGGUCUCGGCCCGAGGGCCUAGCGACCGACGCCUGACGACGGCGGUCUCUCUGCUCAGGACGCGCCGUCAAACGCCGACGGGUUCUCAUCGUUUUUUUUUUUUUUACAUUUUUUUUAACGAUUACUGCAUUUUUUGUUUCCCUGUUUAGAACACAAAGCCCCCCACAAAUACUGUGGCCAUUUUGACAAGCUCGGUUCCUGAAAGCGGGGACAUAUUUUCUGUGUUUUUCUGAAGACAGACAUCUCAGAUGGGGACUGAUCUUAGUGGAUCAUGGGCUUUGGGUGGCUGCGUCUGUAAUAAAGCUGUUUACGACAGUACAGGGGGUUGGCAACAUGCUACUUUUUCUGUGAGAAUAAGCCACUUCAGUAGCACCUUCUCCAUAAAUUAUGUGCAAUGUCAUACAAAUGAUGUACAGGUGACAGUAUAAAUCUCUUCCUAACCACAGACACUUUAUUUGCAGCUUGCAUAUCUGCAAGCCUUCGUAUCAGAAGGAAGGGAAUCUCGAUGUGGAGAAAUGUAUGUAAAUACAUAACUGCUGCAAAUGCAUUCAAAUAUUAUGCAGCACUUUGUAAACUUUAGAAAUUGAUGAUUUGAUAUUUUUAAAGAAAAUGUAGAUGUAUAAAAGUGUUAUUGCCAAGACUGUGCCAAUCCCUCAGUGUCCUGAGAUUGUCGGGGGAAAAUGUUUUUAAACUUUUUUUCCCUGUUUUGCUUUUGUAGGUAAAUAUUCACGUUUUUGUGAUCAAACGCAGUCAAAUUAGCCAUUGGGGGUGCAUCCAUGCGAGGGCAAAUUCACCCUUCGUUCCCAGAAGAUUUUAUUGCCGUUCUCACGUUUGUACUUGCAGUAAGAGAAAUGCGGAAAGAAAGGGGGCUUUUCUGGGCUGCUGGGCUGUGAUACAGAGCCUGUUUUUGAUCACUCACCCUCUUGAUGACACUCUCACAGUACUAAAUACUCGCUGAACACAAGGGACUCACGCACUUCCCCAUCUCCACUCUUCGCAAUGUGAACACCAGCUGCCACGUUAUGGUCACCAAGUACGGCAGUCGGAAAAGUUAAUUUUUAAAAAAAUUAUCGUUUUGUUGCCAUUAUUUUGAUGUAUGAAUGUAUGCAAGCAUGCACCGGUGUACUCAUUCAUAUUUAUUAAAGUUGUGCUAAUUUCAUGUACAUAACCGGAA
Anguilla anguilla (European eel) is the source of this 2541-nucleotide messenger RNA. RefSeq names its product E3 ubiquitin-protein ligase RNF13-like. Gene Ontology annotation, cellular component: nucleoplasm; cytoplasm. The transcript is spliced from 10 exons. Gene Ontology annotation, molecular function: ubiquitin protein ligase activity. The record is from RefSeq and is a predicted model, not a curated record. NCBI's taxonomy places the organism in Eukaryota, Metazoa, Chordata, Actinopteri, Anguilliformes, Anguillidae. Bases 231 to 1403 code for a protein of 390 amino acids. Gene Ontology annotation, biological process: positive regulation of DNA-templated transcription; ubiquitin-dependent protein catabolic process; protein ubiquitination.